This is a messenger RNA of Ahaetulla prasina, 2556 nucleotides long. Its product is annotated as E3 ubiquitin-protein ligase TRIM41-like. Bases 51 to 1250 code for a protein of 399 amino acids. NCBI's taxonomy places the organism in Eukaryota, Metazoa, Chordata, Lepidosauria, Squamata, Colubridae. The record is from RefSeq and is a predicted model, not a curated record. Gene Ontology annotation, molecular function: zinc ion binding; protein binding. The transcript has 6 exons.
UGGAGGAGAGGAAGCGAAACUUAACUUUCUCUUUCCUUCUGGAAGCGGCGAUGGCGGCCGAAGCGCCCUUGCAGGAUUUGGUGGAAGAAGCCACCUGCUCCAUUUGCCUGGACUAUUUCCAGGACCCCGUGCUCAUCCCGGAGUGCAGCCACAACUACUGCCGGGGCUGCCUGACCCGCAGUUGGGGGACGUCGGAAUCGGAGGCUUCCUGCCCCCAGUGCAGACGGACCUUCGCGCCCCGUAGCCUCCUCCCCAACAGGCAGCUGGCGCGGAUGGUGGAAGUGGCCAGGCGAUGCGGAGGUCUUUGGGGCGAGGAAGGAGGGAGCUUCUGCCCGAAGCACCGGGAGCCCCUGAAGCUCUUCUGUAAGGACCACGGGACCCUCAUCUGCGUGGUCUGCGACCGAUCCAAAGAGCACAAGGGCCACUCAGUGAUCCCUGCGGAGGAGGCUUUCCUGGAGUACCAGAUCAAGGUUGGGGAUUGCCUGAAGGCUCAUAAGGAGCAGAAAGAAAAAAUAGCUACAUACAAAAGCGACACAGAGCAAAGAGUGCAGGAGAUGCUUGACAUUGGAAGCAACUUGAAGAAGUACCAGGCAAAGAAAACAUUUGAGAAUCCAGUGAAUUUGUUUCUAGACCCAAAGAAGACAAUCUGGGAUCACAGUGAUAUGACUGUGCUUCUGAAAAGUGCCAUAAAAAAAUUGAGAGAUACUCUGAAAACUGGACUUAAACUAAAGAAAGUGAAUGUAAUUCUGGAUCCAGAAACAGCCCAUCCUGGCCGUCUUGACAUCUCCAGACAUCGAAAACGUGCCGAUGGACUUAAACCAGUUAAAGCAAUAUAUCCUGUCCCAAACCGCAAGAGAUUUGAAUAUAAUCCUUAUGUCCUCGGCUGUCAGAAGUUCUCAACAGGGAGACAUUUCUGGGAAGUUAUGGUAGGAGAUACAGCAGGAUGGGGUGUAGGGGUUGCCAGCAAGCCAGUGAACAUAACUAAUAUUGAUGAGCAGACCAGGCACUGGCAGAUUGGGAAAUGGGGAGAAAAAUACACAGCCAUCUCUCCAUCAACAUGCUCUGAACUGGUCCUGACUGAGGAGCCCACAAGGAUCCGCAUCUCUGUCAACUGCGAAGGGGGACAAGUGAGCUUUUUUGAUGCCAGCACCGCAGCUCUGCUCCAUACAUUCUCAGACGCUUCCUUGGUUGGAGAGACUCUUCUGCCCUGUUUCUAUUUGUGUGAUGGCACCUGGCUGAUACUACUCUAACAGAGGGGACAUCCAUAGACAAAACUUUAUUUUAUUUUGUAAUCUUUCUUUGUUUUUUUUCCUUUCCUUCCCCCUUUUUGUCUGUUUCCUUUUAAAUACCAUAAUUGUCAUCAUCCCCACAAACCAUUUUAGGGCUUCAGCAAGUAGUAGACUCAAUAUAAGCUUUACAUCCGCAUAGAUUUUUUUUGUUUUACAAAUUCUGCUACAGCUUAUGCCUUUUUGUACUUAAAUAUUUCCGUUAUCUACAACAUUCAGAUUACUGAUUUUAAGAGUGAUUAUAAUGUCAGCUUUGGAAGCUAUACUAGGCCGGAAGCUUCUGUGCUGCCACUUUCCCAUGUGUGGGAAAGUAGGAGGGGGGGAUUUCGUAGAAGGGGCCAUUAGACAUAAUAGCAUUCUUCCUGCCAGUCAAGGUCAGGCCGAUCCUGCAUCUUGAGAAGGAGUGGUCAGAGUGAUAUCUUGAGAUGGGGCAGCUGGCGAUUGGAGCAUGUGAUCAGCAGAGGAGUCGGGGUGGUUUUGGGGUUUUUUAUUUACUGACGGGAAAACCCGGAUCUCUCACUUUCGGAUUUUCCCAGAUGUGCCAGUUUACCUAUCCUAGUAAAAGAACUUUGAAAGAUGCAUGCUUCAGAGUUUUUACUUGGUGAGGGGUUUUUCUGGAAUGCAGACGUGUAAUUUUGUAAGGGGUCUCAUGGAUUGUAGUUCCUUCCUUUGCAAUUUCAUGUCAACAGAUUUAUUUUUUUGCACCUCUAUAACUGUCUGGUUCGGUUCUGCAAUCCAACAAGAAAAACACUGACUUCAGAGGAUAAUUAGAACUGCAGAAAAAAUAAUUGCUAUCAACCUGCCUUCCAUUGAGGACCUGUAUACUGCACGAAUCAAGAAGAGGGCCAUGAAAAUAUUUGCAGAUCACUCGCAUCCUGGACAUAAACUGUCUCAACUCCUACCCUCAAAACGACGCUAUAGAGCACUGCACACCAGAACAACUAGACACAAGAACAGUUUUUCCCCGAAGGCCAUCACUCUGCUAAACAAAUAAUUCCAUCAACACUGUCAGACUAUUUACUGAAUCUACACUACUAUUAAUCGUUUCAUAGUUCCCAUCACCGAUCUCUUUCCACUUAUGACUGUAUGACUAUAACUUGUUGCUGGCAAUCCUUAUGAUUUAUAUUGAUAUAUUGACCAUCAAUUGUGUUGUAAAUGUUGUACCUUGAUGAACGUAUCUUUUCUUUUAUGUACACUGAGAGCAUAUGCACCAAGACAAAUUCCUUGUGUGUCCAAUCACACUUGGCCAAUAAAAUUCAAUUCAAUUCAA